CUACACUGUGACGUUGUCACGCUUCGCUUCCAUCUAUCCUCAAGUUCAGCGACCUCGACACGGCGGAAGAUUUUUAGACGGCAAAAUGGGCUCAACAAGGUCAGUAUCUACUCGCAUUGCUUCGCUGUGUCGCAUUUGCAUAUUCCGCUGGUGGAGAUAUCUCUGGAUGGCUUAGAAUGGGGUGGAUGGCUUGGAUGUGAUCUGGAUGAAGUGCUUCUCGGUGCAAGGUCAAGACCGUACUCAUGCUUCCUCCUGAUGCACAGACUCUACUCAAAGGGACGCGUCCUCGGCCACAAGCGCGCCAAGCGCAACACUCGCCCCAACACCUCCCUCAUCCAGAUCGAGGGUGUCGCAACGAAGGAGGAUGCCCAGUUCUACCUCGGCAAGCGUGUAGCAUACGUCUACAAAGCCAAGAGGGAGGUCCAGGGCUCGAAGGUCCGCGUGAUUUGGGGCCGUGUCACCCGUCCACACGGCAACUCCGGCGUUGUGAAAUCAAAAUUCAGAUCCAACCUUCCUCCACGCGCAUUCGGUGAAAGCGUCCGCAUUAUGCUGUACCCCUCGACGGUCUGAUUGUACCACCCUCUUACCUGCUUCACAUCCUACGUAUUCAUAUUGCGUAUGACAUGUCAUAUGAGCCGCAUGCACCUUAUAAAACGCAUCCAAAGACA
Molecule: messenger RNA, 668 nt
Organism: Suillus clintonianus
Lineage: Eukaryota; Fungi; Basidiomycota; Agaricomycetes; Boletales; Suillaceae
Product: ribosomal protein L35A
Exons: 4
Coding region: 256-570 (104 amino acids)
Biological process (GO): cytoplasmic translation; ribosomal large subunit biogenesis
Cellular component (GO): cytosolic large ribosomal subunit; ribosome
Molecular function (GO): structural constituent of ribosome
Source: RefSeq, a predicted model, not a curated record